Amphibalanus amphitrite is the source of this 2718-nucleotide messenger RNA. RefSeq lists its product as uncharacterized. Bases 165 to 1964 code for a protein of 599 amino acids. The record is from RefSeq and is a predicted model, not a curated record. Lineage: Eukaryota; Metazoa; Arthropoda; Thecostraca; Balanomorpha; Balanidae. The transcript is spliced from 2 exons.
GAUGUUGCAUGCUUGGAUGUUUCGCUCUUGGAUGAACCGUCUUUGGAUGAUACGAUUCUCAGAUAUUCUCGUGCUGCCAUUUUGGAUGAUACGGUUUUGGAUUCUGCAUCCUUGGAUGUUUCGCUCUUGGAUGCUCUGAAUGCUCCCAAAAGGGCCGAUUUUGGAUGUUAUUUGGAGGUUUUGAUCACUGGAUGCUGCGGUUUUGGUUGUUGCGUAUUUUGGAUGCUGCGCUCUUGGAUGCUUUAAUAGUCCCCCGCGCCAGCAUUUUUUUUGUAACGGCAAUUUCGAAGUUAGGCUUCAGCAAGUUACGAUCAAUUGCCACUUUACCGAUUUUAGGUCACUGGGGAAGUUUCGUAUUGCGAAAUUUUGUUAUUGGAAACGAGCUACUACGGACUAUGCCUCCCAAGAAAAAGACAGUACGAGGUUCCCGAAGUGCUGCAGUACAUGGGAACAGUACAGUCGCACCUACAGCCGGGCCAGGCAGUGGGGAUGGCAGCCUGCCAUUGUUGCCAUCCACCUUCCAUGAAGCUGUGGAGCAGCUGGUGGAGCUAGUGCGGGGUGUUGUCGAUGACACAGUCACCAUGUUCAAGCUGGAGAUGGCCAAUGUGCCAGUCACACAAGGUGUGACAGAUGUGGUGGCAGGUCUAUCUGCAAAAACCCAGCAGGAGCUGUGUGGUGUGGUGCCUCUAUGCGAGGUGCGACCAACUGACCUGCCAGCCAAUGGCUGCUCCAGCCUCUUUGACCAGCGCCAGUAUGCUGAGGCACUGCUGCACGCUGUGCGCGCCCACUUUGCCUUUGUAAAGUUUGACAGCCGACUGAUCUACACAAGCACCGCCGGAGUGCGGGACCCGACGGCGGUGUCACAGCUGCUGUACGUCUUCAGCUACGUGAAGUCGGCUCCGGCCCGGGCCGAGGCCCCGGCAGCCGUCAGUGCCGCGGCUGGGCUGCCGGAGGGCCGCGGGGCCGCCAACCGGCGCCGGACGGUGGCAGUGCUGCCGCGGGCCGCCGAGAACGACGAGCCGCCGGCGGGCUCCAUCGGAGACGAGCUGGAGCGGUUCCGAGACAAGCUGGACCGGGUGGAGCGCAGUCUGCUGGAGGCAUCCCAGUCGCUGGCCGACGAGGACAUGCGCCUCCCGGAGACGGCGCUCGACUCCAGUCUGGAGGACGUGCCGACACCGGCGCUCGGCACGGCCCUGCACACCGUCCUGCCGCGAGUCCAGGCCGCGGCCGCCGCCAAACGUACCGCCGCCGCCGCCAAGCGCACCACCGCUGCCAAGCAGAAGCCACCGCGCGGCGCCGUCACCCACGAGGAGGCGGUCGCUGCGUCCGCCGCACGCGCUGUCGCCGCCGCUGCUCCUCCCGCUCGUGCCUCGCGCACCGCUCCCACUCGCGCUCCCCGCGCGGCGCCCGCCACUGCCAGGCGCGGUAAACGCAACCGCUCGCUCACUCCGACUCCGAUGGAGGUGGAGACUACGGACAACGGCGCGGCGCCUACCGUUCCGGAGCCGGAGCCGGCAGCCGGUCCGCCGAGCCCCUCCCGCCAGACGGCCGGCCACCUGCCGCAGCCCGAGUCCGACCAGCUGGUGGCCUUCUUCCAGAAGCUGAACGGCUCCCAGACGGAGCAGAGCCGCGUCUCGCUCACCUGCCGCUAUGCCAAGAUGCGCUACGGCCACGACGUGUCCUCGGGCGUGGUGUACCGGCUGGUGGAGGCCGCGCGCCGCCGCGGGGCCGGCCCGGCUGCCGCCGCCGCCGAGCCGGCGCCGCUGUCGGAGGAGGGCCGACGCCAAGCGGCGCUGGCCGUGUACGCCGAGCUGGACCCGGGCCACAGCGAGCAGUCGCGCGUCGCCUACACCCUGCAGUACAUGCGUGUCCAGCACGCCGUCCGGCUGGAGGCCAACACGCUGUUCGGCUGGCUCGGCCAGGGCGCCAAGAAACCGACCGCCAAGAGGGCCAGGGUGCGGUAGUGCGGACUGACGAGCGAACAGCCCAUCGCCAGAGACGGGUCACCCGGGAUGAUGGACAGAGAUUAUGGCUUCGGAAAGCAAGGGAAUACGUUUUAUAAACUGGCUUGUGCUUCGGAUCUUCGGCUUCGGAAGGCAAGGGAAUACGUUUUAUAAACUGGCUUGUGCUUUGAAGGAGAGCUUUUAGGACUGCGAUGCUUUCAGCUGAUGACAAGUUUUAAACGUGCGGGCUCACUGUUGCUGGAUAAAAGAACAGAAUUCGAAACUCCCGUUCGGCAGUGGUGUGGUGGGUGUUUGUUGUACAUUCGUCACCCGUAUCUUAAAGUGCCGUGUUGUUGCAAUUGUUCGGCUUCAAUAGUGUCAUGUUGUGCAGUGCACUGUUUUAACACCGUUCCACGCAUACUAGUUUCGCUUUACUCACCUUUACCAUGUUGCGGUCAACUGUGACUGGAGUGCAUCCCCUCUGGUAUCGAUUCGUUGACUUUGAUGUUCCAGUUCGUCGUCGUGUCACAUGCGAAGCUGCUACGUUAUUUCGCCUACCAUUUGGCACUAGUUUUAUUCAUAGUUUUUGCAAGUUCCAUCACUUAUUUCACAUAGCUUUUGAACAUUUCUGAAAUCGCGUGCAGGCGUGCUUGAUACUAGUAUUUUGCGCUUUCAUUUAUGCAUUGCAUCAUUUACGCAGUCAGUGGACUGCAAUGGAAGUAUUGAUGUACCUGCCAGGCGAAGCCUUGUUGGAAAAAAAUACGUUUUAAUGUUA